Molecule: messenger RNA, 1964 nt
Organism: Geodia barretti
Lineage: Eukaryota; Metazoa; Porifera; Demospongiae; Tetractinellida; Geodiidae
Source: the annotation of a GenBank genome assembly
CACACACGUACCCCUAGCUAGCUACGCCAUUGGCUGCGCUCGACCGCCGUUGUCGUUCAGAGCGUCCUCAAACUUACAGGUUAUUAUAGAACUACCCCAGCCUACAGUAAAAUAUAACGUUUCAUUCACAGUUCAGGUCGGGAGCAUCAAAUUUUCGUUCGGACUCUGUCAGCAUGCAGAUAUUUGUGAAGACUCCGAUGGGCAGUACCAUCACUUUGGAUGUGGAGGCCAGUGAUACCAUUGAGGCUGUCAAGUAUAAAAUUCAAGACAGGGAGGGAAUACGACCAGACAAACUAGUACUCAUAUUUUCUGGUCAAGCUCUGAAAGAUGGACGGACCCUGAUUGACUAUAACAUUGAGAAUCAUUCUACUAUUUUCUUUUUUCUUCGGUUGUCGGGGGGGGUAGAGCGGGAUUUUUGGUGAAGACAAUGACAGGCCAGACCAUCAAUAUGUAUUUCGACCCUGAUAACACUAUUGAGGAUGUGAAGUCUGAAAUUCAAGACAGGGAGGGAAUACCACAAGACCAACAACGACUACUAUUCAAUGGUAGAGAGCUGGAAGACAGACAGACCCUGGGUAACUCUAACAUCCAGGCUCAAGACACUCUUCAUUUGCUCUCACUCAGCAGAGAAGCAUUUGCACACGCCAAGAUAGAAGUUCAUCCAGAAGAGCCACUAACCUAUGACUGGAAAGGACAUGGGUUCAAAGUCGACAUUCCAGCUGGUGCCAUCAGUAGCAGAGGUCCAGCGACGAUGUACAUCCAGGCCAGUCUCAAGGGAGAUUAUCAGUUUCCAGAUGAGGGCGUCCUUGUCAGUGGAGUCUACUCUCUCUCCCUCUAUCCUCCCCGUGGAGAAAUUUGACAAAAACGUCGCUAUCACCCUCCAGCACUGUGCCUGUGUGGAUGAUGAUGAUGAAGAAGCAGCACUGUCCUUCUACACUGCCAAAGACACGCCACCUUACAUCUUUGAGCGUCUACCAAGAGGAUCCUUCUCUGAGUCUGGAGAGGCUUCCAUCGAUGUUAGCCACUUCUGUUGGCUCACAUUGUUAGGAAAAAGCCACUUAAAUACGCCAUUUGCACUUACUAUGUGCCAAAGCAGCUCAACAUACACGAGGCCCACAUAACAGUCACUCUAAAGAAAGAGCUGCUCAUGGAGAAGGUAAGACAGCUGUAUAAAGGAGCGAAGGGCUGAAGAAGGUCCAGUAGUCCCAAUGGUAAAGUUGAUGUCUGGUAAAGAGCAGAUCACGCUGGACCUGGACACUUCGGAGGAGACCUGGAGCAAAGAUGGUUGGAGUCUGUGUCCUCUCUCCUCUUUCUGUAUCCCAAAAGAAGCACUGGAUGACUAUGAUGGAGGACAAGCAGUCCCAGUCUUUCAACUGCAGCUGAAAAUGAUACCUUCUCUCACACCCACUGCUCUUGUCCAGAGAGUGGGAUUUGUAGGAGUCACACCUAAAGACAGCUUCGUUACUAUCACCAAGGAACCAAGGACAGAGGCUCUGUCCAGUCAGAGAGUGGACACGGAAAUGUCUGAGGCAGAGAGUGUAAACAGCAGCAGCAAAGAGCCAGCCAGUCAUUUGCCAGUGAUACCUGCCCCAGCUCGUCCUGUGGUCCCUCCAAAAUCCAGGGACAUCUCCAAGUCUGUUGCAUCAAGAGCUCUCACGAGGAGCUACGAACGUUUCAUAGACAGUGUUGACCCUGACAGUCUUGUGCCAGUGCUCUACAGCAACAUGCUGCUUACUCGCGAAGAGCGUGAAAGGGCCACACAGACAACAGAAACAGCCAACCAAAGACUUCAAGUCAUUUUAAUGGCACUGGAGCGACGCAUUUCUGCCGAUCCUAAUGUAUUUCACACACUGUUGACAGCUCUCAUGACAAAGCCAGCACUGGAAGCAGUUGGACGUGAGAUGAAAGCGAUAUAUGAUGAUGAACAGUGUGGAACUCAGCAGCAACAACAGCCAAACCCCUGA